GGCAUUCGGGCAGCGAUGCAUCGCGUCGCCCGCGUUUGGUCGCAGUCGCAGGCCUCAUGGGCGCGGCCGGCCCGUAUUCGUAUUUUUCUGCGCCAGCCCGCGACCGCCACGGCCACACAAAGGGUGCCCCGCGAGUUCGCAGUGCCGGAGGUCGACGCCUUUGCGAAGGAUGCGUUAUUCGGCGAGUCACAGAUAAUUUCAACCAAGUUCUUGGGUCAAAGCGUGCUCGCGUCGCCACUGCACCCGACGUUUGGCGUGCGUAUCGACGGCUGCCGCCUCGCAGAACUGAUGCACGACCCGCCGGCCCUCGCCACAACUCUGCGCCAGCUGCUGCAGUCGCAAAAGAUGGUCGUCUUCAGCGGCCAGUCUGAGCUCGAGCCGGAGGCGCACGUCGCCCUGUGCAAGCUCCUCGGCGGCAGCGCCGGUCUCGACGACACCUUCAGCAGCAACCACGCCGCCGGCCUCUCCGAGGAGGAGGGAGGCCACUGGCCUGGCGACGGCGGCGGCGGCGGCCUGGCGCUGCGGCCGACGGCAAACGCGUACGAAGCCCUGCCGCCCGCCGUCUGGCCGAUCUCGAACCAGCCCGAUCGGGGCACCGUCAACGCCGGCGACGGCGGCUUCCACUGCGACGGCGCCUGGUUCGGCGACCACUUUCGGUACAUGUCGUUUUUGUGCCGCAGCCAGCUUUCUCACGGAGGAGGGCACACCUUCUUCGCCUCGAGCGAGGCGCUGCUGCGGGCGCUGGGGCCGGAGGAGCGGCACUUCCUCGCGGGGGUGCUCGUCGAGUACACGGACCGGAUGGUCUACCCCGGCGGCAACUCCAUCAACCCGUCGGGCGGCAGACCGACCGUGAUUCCUCUCGUCAGCGAGUCCG
Molecule: messenger RNA, 874 nt
Organism: Emiliania huxleyi CCMP1516
Lineage: Eukaryota; Haptophyta; Isochrysidales; Noelaerhabdaceae
Exons: 1
Molecular function (GO): oxidoreductase activity
Source: RefSeq, a predicted model, not a curated record